Molecule: messenger RNA, 2358 nt
Organism: Dendronephthya gigantea
Lineage: Eukaryota; Metazoa; Cnidaria; Anthozoa; Malacalcyonacea; Nephtheidae
Exons: 2
Coding region: 101-1885 (594 amino acids)
Source: RefSeq, a predicted model, not a curated record
AGAAGAUCAGUGCAAAACGAACAACUUCUGAAGAAAGAAAAAUAAAAUAACAACAUCUGCAGUGAAGUCGGGCAUCAAAACUAACUCAGAGAGAUUCAAAAUGUUUCUACAAGAAAUUUUGGUUUUGAUCACCGUUCUGUUACCGGUUGUAUUCUCCACAGAAGAUGUUGAAACUCAGAAGAAACGAUCGGUAAAUUACUACGCCGUUGAAGGUUGCUACUCCUCAUUUCCAAGCGCAGGUUUCAGAAGACGGAUGCGUGGCCAUAACUCCAACGUAAAGUGUCAAGAGAUAUGCAGAGAUAAGGGUUACAUUUUGGCGGCGACGAAAGGCGAUCAAUGUCAGUGUGGAAACAUAUACCCCAAAGGAAAAAAGUUGGCCGACAAUCGAUGCACCAGCAGAUGUCGAUCGUGGUCACCCUGUCAUGGACCUCAAAGCUGCUGCGGUGGACCCAGUGCUUAUACCGUCAGCGUCGUUGGCAACAUUGAUGUCGCUAAACAAGUUCUUCGUAGACUAAGUCACGCAUGGCAAACAAACAGCGGGUACAGGAAGUACAUGAUCGCACGUGUUAGAAGACCACGCACUAGAAGCAACAAGGACAACUGGUGGAAAUCCUUUGACCAUAAAGGUUGGUCGCAAUGCGGGAAUGGUAGGUACAUGGCAGGAUUGUACAGGAACAAGAGAAGACGACGUAGAGACCCCAUUUUCCUUCUCGAAGCGGCGAAAUGUGUCGAUGCGCCUGGCUACCUGUAUUCAUCACCGGGGGAUCGGUAUUGUUACAACCACAACUGGUGGAAAAGUUUCGAUCGCAAAGGUUGGUCUACCUGCAAAUACGGUUACUACAUGACCGGACUCUGGAGAAAUUCGGGAAAUAAAUUAAGCCACAUCGAAGAAGCCAAAUGCUGCCGGCCGAAGUCCCAGGUGAGACGAUGGGGACAUUGUUACAAAAAAAACGUCUGGAAAUCAUUCGAUCGCAAAGGAUGGAACAACUGUAAACGAGGAUACUACAUGGCGGGGUUAUACAGAAACUCGUGUAACAAAUUAUACUGCUUGGAAGAGUUUAAAUGCUGCAAGAUGGGAUCUUACAAUGGAAAUUCAUGGGUAAAUAAACCAGAUUUAGUGAUCAAAGUCAAAGAUAAAUCUGGACAGCUUAAACAGUGUUCAAUGAAUGCGAUGGAUAGAUCUGCUGGUAGCAACACAUACAAGUGCAAAAGUAUUUCCGAUCGCUCCAACAUUUUGGCGCUCAAUGCUUUGAAAUUCAACAUCGAAGAUACGUCGCCACUGAACGUCGCCAAACCUGAACCAGUCAAAGGUUUUCGUCCCGUCAUAUGCUCUGCUCAUUCCAAUCCGUACAAGUGCACGAAGUGGCUCACGACAUCGGUAUCAACUUCAUCCACCUUCAAGAUUGGUUCAGGAUUCUCUUUGGCUGUGAAAGUUGGGGCAUCUGUGGAAGUCCGUGCAGGAUUCUUUGGCACAGGAGCGAAAACCACCUUCACAACUGAAGUCACGGCCACAUCCUCUUUCAAUGUCGAAGCCAGUAAAACGAAUACGUACACGACAACGGAUAAGACUGAUGUUUCCAUUGAAGUGCCGAAAAACGCUGAAAUCACCAUCAACCUUCUGAGAACACUCCAGGACUUGGAGUACAAAUGGAAAGCAAUCUUCGAGUUGUUGGGAAAAUACUCUGUCAAAUGGAAAAAUGGUCAGGAAAUUUCUCAAGAUGUGACGACUGUGCUGUCUGGGUCGAAGAGACAGAUAUAUGCAUUUGGUAGGUGGAGUUACCCUGGUACAGAUGUGUUGAGAGUGGUGCUCACUGACAAGUAUGGGAAUAAGAGGUCUGAUGGAUGUGAACAUGAGACAGGAAAAGGAAAGCGUUGUGAUUUGUGAAGAAGAAAAUAUAUGAACAUUUGUUGAACUUUAUAACAAUUACCAGAUAUUCAAUCGUGUCAUUCUAAUCAAGAGGACAUGUUAGAACUUAGAAGCAAUUUUCAUUCAUCUUACAAGACAUUAGAAUUAGCACGUAACCAGAAAUUCCGGUCAUUAAUUACCAUAACAGAUCAUGUAAUGCCAGAAUUUCGCAAUCAAAGAUGGCCGCCUUGUUAUUAUAGAAUUAUAUAAGGCGCGAGAAUAAAUUGAAAUUAAAAAAAUUCUACCUUACAUAUUUUAGUUGCGGAGCUUGAUUUAAGACGAGUAGAAACUCAGUACUGUUGUGAAAAUUAUUUCAUAUUUUUAUAUUACCUUUAACAGGUUUCCCAUAAAUCUAAUUUCAGCAAAUAAACAUUAUAUUGCAAGUAUGUAAAAUAAUAGUUAUUCGCUGAAAUGAAAUUACUGGGGAACCUGUUAAAGGUAAUAUAAAAUAU